Molecule: messenger RNA, 2171 nt
Organism: Nicotiana attenuata
Lineage: Eukaryota; Viridiplantae; Streptophyta; Magnoliopsida; Solanales; Solanaceae
Product: subtilisin-like protease SBT3.10
Exons: 7
Coding region: 239-1684 (481 amino acids)
Biological process (GO): proteolysis
Molecular function (GO): serine-type endopeptidase activity
Source: RefSeq, a predicted model, not a curated record
UCGAAUAUUCUUUAAUUUGUUCAUGUAAAAUGACCAUGAGGGAUAUGGGGAGUACUUUAACUCUAAAAAGAUCCAACUCUUUGUAGGUAUAUGGGGAGAUUCGGAAGCAUUUAACGAUGAGGGACUAGGUCCGAUUCCAUCUCGAUGGAAAGGUAAAUGCAUAUCUGAAGGAAACUUCGAUGCCACAAAACAUUGUAACAGAAAGAUCAUUGGAGCUCGUUGGUACAUAAAGGGAUUGAUGGAAGAAAGGAAACUAAACGAGACAAUGGUCAGGCAAUUAUAUAAUUUAUCAUCAUUAGAUAACACUGGACAUGGUACACAUGUUGCCUACACAGCUGCUGGUUCUUAUGUUAACCAUCUUGAAUACUAUGGCCUUAACAUGGGGACAACACGAGGAGGAGCACCACUUGCACGAUUAGCUAUUUAUAAGGUAUCCUGGAAAGACGCGAAAGGUGUGCCAUUUUCUAGUGGUGCUGAUAUUCUUUCUGCUAUUGAUGAUGCCAUAAGAGACGGGGUUGAUAUAUUAUCAGCAUCUCUUGCUGGUGGUCCUUUAACCUUAGCUGAAGUUCAUGCCGAAAGUAUAUUGGGCAUAGGAUCUUUUCAUGCAGUAUCCCAUGGCAUACCUUUUGUUGCUGGUGCAGGAAAUAGUGGACCUAACUCAAACACAAUCGUCAAUAGUUCUCCAUGGCUUAUAACGGUUGCUGCUAGCAACGACGAUAAACAAAUUGUUACUCCUUUAACACUUGGCAACAACAAGACAAUACUAGGUCAAGGACUUAUUAAAGGGAAGGGAAGAAGUGACUUUGCUCCUUUGGUCUUUCCUGGCUGUAUAACAAAUCCUAAAGACGUCAUGUCUAUUGCCAAUGAAGUGAAAGGAAAAGUUGUCAUGCUUUUCUCGGAAACCAAACCGGAUAUUGUUGGAUACCUGAUAGCACUAAAUAAUACAGGAGUUUCGGCUUUUAUUUAUGCUAUGCCCCCUCUUGAUGGAAUCGAAGACUUCAAUCAAAUUGUUGGUGUCCCUAUACCAUUUAUUGCCAUCGAUUUCGAGCAAGGAAACCAAAUUGUUGAUUAUUUUAUAAAUUGUAAAUCCAAUAAUCAAGAUCCUAUGAUUAAAUUGGGCCGAUCUGAAGUUCUUGAGGGUAAGAAGACAGUCCUAAAGGUGCCUAAGUUCUCAUCAAGAGGCCCAAAUUCCUUUACCCCAGAAAUUCUGAAGCCCGAUGUUGCUGCUCCUGGUGUAAAUAUACUCGCAACAUUUAUUCCUCGCUCUGGAGACAAUGGAUUCAAACUUGAGUCAGGAACAUCUAUGGCAGCCCCUCAUGUCUCAGGAAUUGUGGCACUCCUCAAAGCUGCACAUCCUAAUUGGUCUCCUGCAGCUAUCAAAUCCGCACUUGUGACUACUGCAUGGAACGAGGACACAUAUACAACUGAAAUCUUUUCAGAAGGAGCAGGAGACAAACUAGCUGAUCCAUUUGAUUUCGGAGGUGGAAUUUGUAAUCCAAAUGGAGCGACGGAUCCUGGCUUAGUCUAUGACAUGGAUAAAGAUGAUUAUUUGAAUUAUCUUUGUAGCUUAGGUUAUAGUAAUGAGAUGGUUUAUAAUGCAACUAAUAUUUAUCGUCUAGCAAAAAUUCAACUGCAGCAGGAGGCAUUGUAUGUCCGAAAAAAAUCCCCUCUAGGUUGGAUUUGAAUCUCCCUUCAAUAUCUAUUCCAAACCUCAAGAACUCAGUUACUGUCAAGAGAACUGUUACAAAUGUUGGAAAUGUCAACUCCAUAUACAAAGUAUUGGUUAAACCUCCGAGAAAUACUGCUAUUAAAGUAAGUCCACGUGUCUUGAAGUUUAACGCAAUGACAAAGAAGAUUUCUUUUGAGGUCAAAAUCACAUCUACUCACCAAAGUAGUACUAAAUUUACCUUUGGAAGUUUGGCGUGGAGUGGUGGCAAGCAUUUUGUUAGAAUUCCUAUUGCUGUGAGAAAGCAAAUAGAUGUGUAAAUUAAAGAAAAAGAUUUUGGCAUGGAUUGAUGACACGCAAUUUGUUAGCGAAAAAAAAAAAAAAGAUGUAUAGUAUGCUUUUUGCUCAAACCCCCUCCCCUCUUAGUUCUCUUUCUUCAUGUUUUUCUUUCCUUUUUUUUUUUUUGAAGAUGUAAUUAGAUAGAGAAGUGAAUAAUUAACAAAUA